Messenger RNA from Trichogramma pretiosum, 2565 nucleotides. RefSeq lists its product as uncharacterized. The transcript is spliced from 4 exons. Gene Ontology annotation, molecular function: protein binding. NCBI's taxonomy places the organism in Eukaryota, Metazoa, Arthropoda, Insecta, Hymenoptera, Trichogrammatidae. The record is from RefSeq and is a predicted model, not a curated record. Bases 820 to 2439 code for a protein of 539 amino acids.
ACCCCGCUCGUGAUCAUCUUAGUUGACUGAUCGUCCGCGUCGAUUCUUUGUAGAAUAGCGCACACGCACACAUUAUACACAUCUACAUACAAAUUGCACGAGAGUCCGAACUCCGAGUGGCGAAUGCGGAGGCAGUCGCAGUCAGUCGCGCAAACACACGCACGCACACACGCGUACGAUAUACACACGCACAUACGGCGACUCCGAACACAGCCAGUACCAGACGUGCCACAGUGUGUGUGCGGUUCUGUCGGGGAGAGUACGUGAGCUGUAUACUCUAGUGUAUAUUGUCGCGCGCCCGCAGGUUUAUCUCCGUGAGAAAGAGAGAAAAAACACAAGCUCGUAUCUGCCUGUGUAUACAUACACAGAUGCUCCGCGACCGUAUACAGCGACGAUCAAACUAAUCGUCGAUAAUCGAAGAUCGUGUGCUCUUCUAUGCGCUGCGGGAAGAGUUGGGUGCAAAAGUGUCCGCGUGCGACGAUCGAGUGAGUGGCUGCACAGCGCACAGUGUGUAAAAUAUCGUUCCGUGUGAUCGAAGAUUCGUUAUAAAAUGCUCGGAGCUGCUGCUGCUGCUGCUUCCGAGUUAGUGGCGAGCAGUGCUGCUGCAGCGAAUCUCUUCGCGAGGAUGGACGCCUCCUCAGCGUCGACGCUCGUUACAGCCUCGCGUUCCUGAGACGGAACCAGAGCCAGAGAACCGCCUCUUUCUGUACUAAACCCUUUCGCUCGAGAGGAUCGAGCACCAUAACCUUACGAUUUUUACGUAUAACAAUAAUACGUGAACUGGUGCUGCAGCCACUGGUCACUGCUGCUGCUGGCGCGAUGGUUCCGCUGCUCGCAGCCGUCUUAGCACUUUUGUGCUGCUGCUGCUGCUGCUCGCCCGGGGCGGCCACCACGUCGAGCUCGUCGUCGCUGGCAUCGUUCCCGAAGCUGCCGAAGCUGCAGGAUUAUCAAAACUUGGUGGCGGCGGCUGCUAACCUCGGCAAGGCAGCGGCGUCGCUACCCGACAACAAUGGUGUCGAGUGCCCGAGCAUCUGCACCUGCGGCACGUGGCUCAUCGGGCAACAGUCGCUGCUCAAGGCGUCCUGCGCCGGCCAGAAUCUCUACAGCGUCAACGCCCGGGUGCCCUACUACGUCCAGGUCCUCGAUCUGUCCAACAACUCGAUCGGCGUGUUGGAAGAUCGACAAUUGUCGCGAGCUGGUCUCACGAAGCUGAGAUACUUGAACUUGUCGAUGAACUCGAUCAACGAGAUCAGACGGAAGGCCUUCGACGACCUGGUGAACCUCACGGCCCUAGAUCUGUCCUAUAACCGCAUCGACUUCAUCGAUCCCGACGCCUUCUUCUUCCAACACUAUCUCGUCGUCCUCAAGCUCGCCGGCAAUAAGUUCAACCUGUUCGUCCCGAUGAUUCACAGCAUUUCCCUGAAGGAGCUCGAUCUGAGUUACUGCUACAUCACCUACUUGAAGAAGGACAGGUUCCAAGGGUUGCAGCAACUGCGCACGCUCAAUCUGGCGGGCAACCAAUUGAACACGCUGGAAAAGGACGUGUUUCAGAAUUUGAAAUUGCUGAAAACGCUCGACCUAUCGAGGAAUAAAUUCAUCAAGCUCGAGCGUGACGUGAUCAGGGUGCUGCCGAACUUGUCCAAGUUGACUCUCGGCGGCAAUCAAUGGUUCUGCGAGGCCACCAUGUUCGAUCUCAAGUACUAUCUGAACAAUCGCAACGUGACCUACGACUCGUUCUGCGAGAAGCCCGGCCUAGAGGCCGCCUUCAAGAAGAUCAUCGACAUGAACAACGUCGAGGCUGAGCCGAUCAUCACGAAGGUCGGCGAGGAGACGGCUGACGACGACCAGACGGACAACUGGGAACUCACCGCCUGGCACCAGAUGGAGGAGACCAUACGUCAGCAUCAGUUGGCGGCGGCGGCAGCGGCUGCCAAACACGCUGAUCAGCCGUUCUUCAGUUUUCACAACGUCACGCCCGGCUGGUUCGUCAUUCUUGGCUUCUUUCUCGGCUGCACCCUGACGAUCAUUGUCACCUACACGUGGCUAUCGACGUCCGUUACCUGCAAAGUACCGAGAAUGAGACAAGAAUCCGAAGAGACCAAUAAUUCAGCUGAUACGAAUUCACAGAGAGCUUCCUUGCUAAGAAAUCUGUAUCAGCAACAGGAAAAUAAUACGACAGCGACGGCGACGACCACUACUGCGGAAGAGGCCGAGCAACACAGUGACAUGGAUUCGAUCUCAUCCGUUCGAUCCAUGAACAGCCCGUGCCCGGGCACACCCCCUCCGCCCUAUCGCGAAGUCAUGGCCCAUCGAAAUCGCUAUCCAAGGAUCUACCUCAAUGGGAGAUUCAUAUUACCACAGAUGGCGACCGAGAGGGCUCACCGAGCCGCUGUUCGAAUCGAUUCUCCCGGUGGCAAUGCAUCGUCCAACAGUAACUGAAAAUUAUUAGGAUAUCAAAUACUUUUCAGACAGACAGAUCAAUUCAAUUGGUGCAUGCAUACGGUUACGAAUAUUGAAUGCCGUGCGUGUGAAAGUUUAAGAUUUUUUUUUUUUUUUUUGUCAAAC